CGCGGGCCGGCACCACAGAGUGUGCGGGCUGUGUUCGAGAACGUUUAAUAUCGGGACGGCUGAAAGAAACAUAGAAACAAAUCAAAUCCUCCAAACACACCGAUUCCAGGAUAAGAUGAUGGCUUUUGGUUCCUCUGGCCAGAACUUGGUUCCAAUUUCUGAUCUUCAUCCAACCUCAGCACGACCUAAUGUGGCUGGAAUAGUGAUUGGUAAAAUUGAUGCGAAAGGAUUUCCAGACCGAAAAAACAUUGGAACAGAAAGAUACACUUUUACUUUCACAAUUCGGGAUUGUCCAGUUUACUUCAUCAAUGUAGUUUCAUGGGGGAGAGAAGAAUAUGUAAGAGGGCUCUCAAACAGUUUCCGAAUUGGGGACUGCGUUGUAAUUGAAAAUCCACUAGUACAAGCCAAGGAUGUGGAAAAGGAGGAAAGAUUCAGUCCAUCUACUUCAAGUAGCUAUAAACUUCUAGUCAGUGAGAACUUUUCAACAGUGAGAUUGUGCCACGAUCUGGAGCUUGAAUCCAGGCUUCUCUCCCUGUUGCAUUUGCCUGUGAAAGAUCCUCAGGAUUAUUAUUCACUUGGAGAUAUUGUUCAUAAUGGCCAAAGCCUGAAUGGAAGCAUUAUCAAUAUACUGGCAUCAGUCAGAUCGGUAGGGGAGCAGAAGUAUUUUACUACUGCAGACAGAAGAAAAGGACAGCGAUGCGAAGUAAAACUGUUUGAUGAAACUGUGCCUUCAUUCCUUAUGAGCUGCUGGGAUAAUGAAUCUAUACAGCUUGCACAGACAUGGAUACCCAGGGAAACAGUACUGUUCAUAGCUGAUGUACGAGUAAAUUAUGAUAGUUUUCGCAACACCAUGGCUGCCACUGUGAUCUCUAAAACCAUAAUUACAACAAAUCCUGACACAAAAGAAGCCAAUCUGCUGUUUAACUUUGCCAAAGAGUAUGCAGAAAACGAUGAAGUAGAUCCAGAACAAAGGAAUGAAUCAAUUAACUUACAAUCUAUUGUGGAUGUCUUCACUGUACAGCAGUUAAAAAAUAAACCAAUGGACAAUGUUGGCAAGGCAGAACCUAUCUAUGGAAUCAUAUAUGCUUAUAUUAGUAUGUUUAACAUUGAUUCUGACAAUUCAAAGAUAAUAAAAUCUAAAUGUGGCAGGUGCAGAUUUUUGAUUGAUGUUGGUUCGAAUGUAUGCACAAAUCCUUCCUGUUCAUCUGGCACACUGAGUCCCUCAAGUAUCAUCACCAGUUUUGAUUUCUGGGUGGAUGUGUCUGAUCAUACUGGUACUCUUCAAUCAUGUAACUUAUCAGGAAGCACAGCUGAAAAAACUCUUGGCUAUACAACCCAUGAGUUUUGCAGUUUAACAGAAGAGCAGAGGACAUCAUUAAAAUGGAAAUUCCUUUUGGAGAGGUGCAAGAUUUAUCUAAAGUUACUUGCAUCAGGCAGUGCAAGAAAUGGUGUGAGAACAAGCCUACUUUCCUGCAAAGUAGCUGAUCCUGAAGAGGCCAGUCAGACUUUGUCCACGUUAGCAAUUUUCUGA
Molecule: messenger RNA, 1531 nt
Organism: Rhincodon typus (whale shark)
Lineage: Eukaryota; Metazoa; Chordata; Chondrichthyes; Orectolobiformes; Rhincodontidae
Gene: meiob
Product: meiosis specific with OB-fold
Exons: 14
Coding region: 116-1531 (471 amino acids)
Biological process (GO): resolution of meiotic recombination intermediates
Molecular function (GO): single-stranded DNA 3'-5' DNA exonuclease activity; single-stranded DNA binding
Source: RefSeq, a predicted model, not a curated record